AUGUCUCUCAAGGAUAAAGUUAUCGCCGUUACUGGAGCGGCGUCUGGGAUAGGCCUUGAAACCACCCGUCUUUUUGCCAGCAAAGGAGCCAAGCUUGCACUCGCCGACGUACAAGAAAAGCCGUUGAGAGACCUUGAAAGCGAGCUUCGGACAGCUGGUGCACAAGUCAUGAUCCAGGUUGUCGACGUCAGCAAACGUGCCGACGUAGAAAGCUGGAUCGCAAACACAGUCGAGAAGUUCGGAAAGCUGGAUGGUGCAGCCAACCUUGCAGGUGUAACUGGUCGGCAAAGUGCUGUCGCCAACAUUGAAGAUGUAGAAGACGACGACUGGGAAUUUAUCAUGGGAGUAAACGUUACGGGUCUGCGGAACUGUCUGCGCGCUCAGGUGCCGCACAUGAAGGAAGGAAGCUCUAUCGUCAACGCAUCCAGUAUACUGGGUCUCAUUGGCGCGCCAAAACAGCUGGCAUAUUGCGCCUCCAAACAUGCUGUUGUCGGAAUGACAAGGAGCGCGGCAAAAGAGCUAGGACCAAAGAAGAUCAGGGUGAACUGCUUCUGCCCAGGACCAGUCGACACCCCAAUGCUGCGAAAAGCGUACGAAAAUCUAGGCGGGCCUGUCGAUUAUUCAUUCCUUCCACUUGGAAGAACUGCACACCAAACGGAGAUUCCACCGCUUAUCGAAUUUCUGAUAUCGGGCGCUUCUUCAUUCAUGACUGGGACGGCUACACCAAUUGAUGGCGGGUGGUACUGCUAG
Messenger RNA from Alternaria burnsii, 750 nucleotides. Its product is annotated as 3-alpha-(or 20-beta)-hydroxysteroid dehydrogenase. The transcript has 2 exons. NCBI's taxonomy places the organism in Eukaryota, Fungi, Ascomycota, Dothideomycetes, Pleosporales, Pleosporaceae. The record is from RefSeq and is a predicted model, not a curated record. Gene Ontology annotation, molecular function: oxidoreductase activity, acting on the CH-OH group of donors, NAD or NADP as acceptor. The coding region runs from base 1 to 750 and encodes 249 amino acids.